Messenger RNA from Sceloporus undulatus (fence lizard), 2554 nucleotides. It is a transcript of the gene TOMM34, whose product is annotated as translocase of outer mitochondrial membrane 34. Gene Ontology annotation, molecular function: heat shock protein binding. The record is from RefSeq and is a predicted model, not a curated record. The coding region runs from base 97 to 999 and encodes 300 amino acids. Gene Ontology annotation, cellular component: cytosol; mitochondrion. Lineage: Eukaryota; Metazoa; Chordata; Lepidosauria; Squamata; Phrynosomatidae. The transcript has 7 exons.
GCGUCCGCCCCUCUUUCCAGCCGAGUCUGGAAGCCAGAGAGAGAGCGAGAAGGUCCCUUCUUCUUCUCCUUCUCCUUCUUCUUCUCCGGUCUCUCCAUGGCUCCGGCCUCCCAGGCGUCGUCCCUGAAGGAAGCCGGGAACCAGCAGUUCCGCAACGGACAGUACAGCCAGGCGGCCGCGCUCUACGGCCGGGCCUUGGAGUUGCUGGAAGCCGCAGGGGAUGCAAAUGCAGAAGAGAAAAGUGUUCUUUAUUCCAAUCGUGCUGCAUGCUAUUUGAAGGAUGGGAACUGUAGUCUGUGCAUUAAGGAUUGUUCUGAUGCCCUGGAGCUUGUCCCCUUUGCCUUCAAACCCCUGCUGAGGCGGGCAGCAGCCUAUGAAGCUCUCGAGAGGUACAAUUUAGCCUAUGUGGACUACAAAACUGUAUUACAGAUUGAUUGUUCUGUACAGGCUGCACAUGAUGGCGUCAAUAGAAUGACCAAGGCUUUAUUGGACAAAGAUGGCCUUCAGUGGCGCCAGAAGCUACCACCAAUCCCAACUGUUCCUGUUUCUGCUCAGAAAAAGUGGGAGCCACCUCCUGCUGGAAACAAAGUGAAUGAUACUGCACCUGUAACAAAUCAAGUGCCUACAGCUGCUACAACGAAGCAAGCAAAUGCAUUGAAACUAGAAGGAAAUGAAUUUGUAAAGAAGGGCAAUUAUAAAAAAGCUGUUGAAAAAUACACACAGAGUUUAAAACUCCACAAGCUUGAAUGUGCAACUUACACUAACAGGGCUCUUUGCUACCUGAAUCUAAAGCAGUACAAGGAAGCAAUUCAGGAUUGCUCAGAAGCUCUUCAGAUCGAUCCAAAGAAUGUCAAGGCAUUUUACAGACGAGCACAAGCAUACAAAGAACUUAAGAACUACAAGUCCAGCAAAGCAGAUAUCGCCAGCCUCUUGAAAAUUGAACCAGAAAAUAGUGCUGCUAAGAAGUUACUGCAAGAAUUGAACAAACUCUUAAAAUAAGGCUGGCUAAAAACUGUGUUGGUUUGAAGAUGACAUGUUUUUCCUGUUUUAAAAAAACAAAACACAGGGACCAGGCUGAAUGCUGCUGCAGAAUCCACCUUCCAGACCUGGUGAUAUCUUCCUGGUUCCAUGCUUUAUACAAGAUGUUCAUCCUUCCUCUUAAAGCCUUUUGAAAGUUCAGUGUGACUUCUUGAGAUGUAUAGCUUUCUAGCAAAAUGGCUCCUGCACCUCUCUACUUUAGAAAAAACUGCUGUUUCUAGUUGUUGGAAAAUAUCACUCUAUCAGUCAGAGCAGCCCUUGUCAAACAAGCUAUUUUGGAUGUGUGUUUGCACAGAAGGAAGUGUUGCGAGCCUUUGGUAGUGGUUGUGUAUACAUUUGAUAUCAGCACAGUGCAAACUAAAGGGUUGGGCUAAUAGUGACAGAUGGAAGUUAAGAGUUUAAAAAUAGUCUGCUUGCCUUAAUUUUUUGUGCACUACACUCCAACAGAGCACUUGGUCUUCAGAAAAUUACAUAGGAAUCUAAAGCUGCUUUUCUCUUUUACCAAAGAGUUUAGUACAUUGUGUUAUCCUUAUUAUGUGUGUACCUUUAGCACUCAAUAUUUUCAGUUUUUGUUGAUUAGAGUAAGUUUCACUUGCCCUCAGUUUAAAUACCUGUUAUGUUUCUAUAUGCCUACUACCGCACAACAUUUUCCUCCAUUGUACAUGUCAGAGUAAUUAUAGCUGGAAGUUCACAUUGUGGAGGGUCAGAGCAGUGUAGGAGAAGAGUCCAAGGCAUAUAUAUGUCUUUGCAACAAAAUACUUGUUCUUAGACUUAAAUGUCACAAAUAGCAGAUGAUAAUUUAUGUUGAGUUCUAACACACUUUCACUCUAUAAAAGGAAUAGGGAUCUCAAGCAGUUGCAGUACUACAGUUACAACAGUCUCAGCCAAUAUAAUUAAUAUUGAAAAAUGAGGGGAAUUGCAAUCCAACUAAAUCUGAAAGGCAAUAUGUUCCCAAUCCUACUGUGGAUAAAUGGUAGGAGAAAAUCCUGGUCUAGCAUUCUCAUUAAUAUGCUGGUUUUCUACAUGUGCUCGAUAAUCGAGGAGCAAUGAAUUAUCAUUUCCACCUGCAGUCUGGUAUAGCCCAAAGGUUGAUUAACUCAUGGUUGCUCUUCUACAGCGACAACAAAAGCUACAGCUUGAUUUUAUUAUUCUGCCCUCCACCAUCCAAUUUCCAGUUAAGUCACCCUGGAGGGAGCUUACUUCCCCCUCUUGCCUUUGAACUUCUGCUUUUAAGGAGUGCAUGAAACCUUUCAAGACAGGCCCACAUUCUUGAGGAUAUUCACCAAGUUACUAUUGUUAAUGUUGCACUGGGGAAUAUAGUACAGAGCUGCUACCUGACUCUCCUCUCUCUGGGGAGUUUGAAAGGAGGGGAAUGGCUAUCAACAUAUCUUUUAUCAGUAAGUUUUCUUUCUUAUACCCUCAGGACAAGGAAUAAAGCUGGUUUCUUAAAUGAUAAAUCAGUCUAUUCUCUGGUUGUUAAUUUGAACUUAUAAAAUAAAGUUUGCUUUUAUUCCUA